This is a messenger RNA of Vespa mandarinia (Asian giant hornet), 4050 nucleotides long. RefSeq names its product trynity (gene tyn). The record is from RefSeq and is a predicted model, not a curated record. Gene Ontology annotation, biological process: anatomical structure morphogenesis. Lineage: Eukaryota; Metazoa; Arthropoda; Insecta; Hymenoptera; Vespidae.
ACGUUGCGUCACACUCGAGGGUGAUCGAGUUCGCUUUGAUAUCCAAGAGAAUCCGCUUAGAAACAUGAGACAAUGAUGAUGGGCUCGUUCGGGAUCGGCACAGCCGCAGCUGCAACUGCGGGACUGAUAGUCAUGGCGAUGUUAAGCAGUGGUCACGCUGCAUUGGCAAGAACAGCGUUCGAGAAAUUAACUGAUUUCGAUUACCGAGGUACGACUUAUUACAGUGUUAGAAAUUUAUCGCUUUACGAGUGUCAAGGUUGGUGCCGAGAGGAAGCUGAAUGCCAAGCUGCAGCUUUCUCCUUUGUAGUAAAUCCUUUAGCACCGAUGCAGGACACUCUUUGUCAAUUACAAAACGAAACGGCAGCUACCAAUCCAGCAGCUCAACCUCAACGUGCUGUGAACAUGUAUUACAUGACGAAACUGCAGAUCAGAUCAGAAAACGUAUGUCUCCGACCAUGGUCCUUCGAACGUAUACCAAAUAAAAUGAUUCGUGGAUUGGACAAUGCACUCAUUUAUACAUCGACGAAGGAAGCCUGUCUCGCUGCCUGUUUGAACGAACACAGAUUUACCUGCCGAUCUCUCGAAUAUAAUUACGUUACUCUUCAGUGUCAUCUCAGUGACUCCGAUCGACGUACCACCGGGCAAUACGUUCAAUUCGUCGAUGCUCAGGGUGUCGAUUAUUUUGAAAAUCUUUGCUUGAAGGGAAAAGAAGCUUGCAAGUCUCAAAGGAUCUUUCAAAUUCCUAGAAUCGGAGUCGCCGAUGACAAAGUCGCUCAAUACGCUGGUCUACAUUAUUAUACCGAUAAAGAGCUCCAAGUUCAAAGCGAAUCUGCAUGCAGAUUGGCCUGCGAAAUUGAGAACGAGUUCCUUUGCAGAUCGUUCCUUUAUCGUGGCGCACCUCAAGGAUCGGCUUAUAAUUGUCAUCUAUUUCAUUUGGAUCAUUGGACUCUUCCCGACGGACCUUCGACCUAUCUUAACGCUGAAAGACCACUGAUCGAUAAUGGUGAACGAGUUGGAACCUAUUUCGAAAACUUUUGCGAGAAAGGCACCGGACCACUCGCAGAUCCGCUUCCGGUCGUCUUCGAAACUACAGAAGAUCCUACGGUGAAUAAUCUGACAAGGAACGAUAUCAACUGCGAUAAAACUGGCACCUGCUAUGAUGUAUCUGUCGAUUGUAAGGACACACGUAUAGCCGUUCAAGUUCGUACAAAUAAGCCAUUCAAUGGUCGUAUCUAUGCCCUCGGACGUUCUGAAACUUGCAAUAUCGACGUUAUCAAUAGUGAUCUCUUCAGACUCGACUUAACGAUGAGCGGACAGGAUUGUAAUACGCAGAGCGUGCGUGACGGUUUUCAGACUGGCAUCUACUCGAACACAGUGGUACUCCAACAUCAUUCGGUGGUCAUGACAAAGGCUGAUAAAAUCUAUAAGGUGAAGUGUACUUACGACAUGUCAUCGAAGAAUAUCACUUUCGGGAUGAUGCCUAUCAGGGAUCCGGAAAUGAUUAGUAUCACUAGUGCACCCGAAGCACCACCACCAAGGAUACGCAUUCUCGAUAGCAGAUCAAGAGAAGUGGAAACCGUAAGAAUCGGAGAUAAAUUGACGUUUAGGAUCGAAAUACCUGAAGACACACCUUACGGAAUCUUUGCUCGCAGCUGCGUUGCUAUGGCCAAGGACUCGAAAAGCACCUUCCAAAUAAUCGACGAUGAAGGAUGCCCAGUGGAUCCCUCGAUAUUCCCGAGCUUCACGCCAGACGGUAACGCCCUUCAAUCGGUCUACGAAGCCUUCAGGUUCACGGAAUCUUAUGGUGUCAUCUUCCAAUGUAACGUCAAGUAUUGUCUCGGACCAUGCGAACCGGCUGUUUGCGAGUGGGGACGUGAAUCCGUUGAAUCAUGGGGCAAAAGACGUCGAAGGAAUGUCAUGAAUGCUACCGAAGAGAAAGCUGAGGACAUGACUCUUUCUCAAGAGAUUUUAGUCUUGGAUUUCGGUGAUGAGAAACAAUCAGAUUUCCUCAAAAGCGAUGCCAGCAUAGACUUCAAUGAAGCAGACAAAACCGUGACCAUCGUAGAACCAUGCCCGACAAAGACAUCGGUACUCGCAUUAGGAGUCACGUGUGCUCUUCUGGUUCUUAUCUACAUCUCUACGAUCUUUUGCUAUUACAUGAAGAAAUGGUUGUCACCGCGGAAGAUGAUGCCUUGAAAAGACUCGUUUUAUACCUGCAAAAACGAAUAGGACAAAAAAAAGACGAGUACGGGGAAAUGUUUUUAUACGAUAUACACAUAUACACAACACAUAAGUACACUUUACCUUGCGACAAUAAUAUCAUACAUUAUACGAAUAUCUCAUACGCGUGAGAAGUAUCACGAUGAAAAAUCGGCGAUAUUUGUCGAACGGGACAAAGAGAAAAAAAGAAAAAAGAAAAGGAAAAAAAAGAAAAAAAAAUACUGAAAAAAAGAAUUAAAAAAAAAAAAAAAAAAAAAAAAGAAGAAGAGAAAGGAGGACUCGUCGAACCUAAUCGCUCUGUCUUAAAAUUAUUCACAUAUCAUUGUUUCAUCGACAAUUUUGAUACCUGCCGACGGCAUAUAGGAGAUCCAUACAAAAUGUCAUGAGGUCGUAGCACGCCGUAACACGUGCCGAUCUCUUUCAUCAAUAAUAUUCAGUGACACUAAUUAUAGAAUAAUUUCGAAGUAACGUUCAACGUAUCGGCUACCAUUUUGCUCAAUACGAUAGAGUCACAAGACGGGACAUUGUGCAACGUCUUAACGACUUUCGAUCCUGUUGAUGUGUUACUCAAGUACACUAAUUUAAGAAUCUAUCCUUCCACAUUCACAUUCAUGCUCGCGCAUAAACAUAGUAUCGUAUACGUUCAUAUACGUAUUUAUUGAUUUUAAUUGAUGAGCGAUUAGAUUCGAUAAGAAAAAGAAAAAAAAAAAAAAUAAGUAUACUACUUAUUUAAGAAAAUUUUCUAAAUAGAAUUAUCUCAUAUUUCUCUCUCCUUCUCUCUUUCUUUCUCUCACUCUCUCUCUCUCUCUCUGUCUGUCUCUCUCUGUCUCUUUCUCUCUCCCUCUCUCUCUCUCUCUCUCUCUCUCUCUCUCUUGUAGCUACUUCUGAUCGGGUUGCAAGAAGAUAAUCUCGAUCGACGUAAAUUCGAAAAAGUUUUAUGAUAUAAACGACGAAUAACGAUCGAAUUUUUAUUAUUUUCCAUAAGUGUCGACUUAUAACCCGUAUCAAGACUAGCGAUAUUUAAAGGUUCACGCUUCACUAACGUUUCUAACGAUACAGAUAGAAUUAAGGUAGCGAUUAAGCAAAGUAUGCGAGCAUAAGAGAAAAAUAAGAAAGGAAGAAAGAAAGAGAGAAAGCACUGGUACAUAUGCGCGAUCGAUAUUCUCGAUUUCGUUCUUGACGCGACGUACGUUAGCAAACAGAACGACGAUAAUAUCGUAUACGUACGUUCUCAGAAUCGAAAGAAAUACUCCGUACAGUUUCAUAGUUUUUGGUGGUGCGCAUGGAAAUUCCAUUCCAUUAAUCGUAUAAGAUUUAACAACGUAACGUAAAGUUUAUCUCAUUAAUAAUAAAACUACAGUCUAUUCACGAUCAUGCGAAAUUUCGAAGAAAAUUUUCCUCGCGAAGCGUCGAUAAUUCUUCGAUCGGGGUCCGGUGCGAAUUAUUUUUUCGUAAUAUCGCACUGAAAGAAGAAGAAGAAGAAGAAGAAGAAGAAGAAGAAGAAGAAGAAGAAGAAGAAAAAAAAGAAAAGAAAAAAAGAAAGAGAAAAAAGAAAAGAUUUAAUUAACGUAUGCUUGUGAAUCGACUGAAGUGCAGCAAGACAUUCGGUUAAGGUGCUUACUCUUUAGAGUUCGAGCUCUCUGCGUAUUGUCCGUAAAAUAAAAUUUAUCUGAAUCACAAAAGUUAAACAAAAAGAUCAAUUUAAUCGUCGAAAUGAUUUAUUGUUAUUUAUUAAUCGGUAUUGGAUAUCUCUUUUUAUUUCUACGAUUUUGUUUAUCGUUAGUGUAACAAAACGAAUCAAGUGUUUAUUACAAAAAAAAAGAAAAAAAA